Messenger RNA from Eucalyptus grandis, 447 nucleotides. Its product is annotated as NAC transcription factor 56-like. Gene Ontology annotation, biological process: regulation of DNA-templated transcription. The record is from RefSeq and is a predicted model, not a curated record. The transcript is spliced from 2 exons. NCBI's taxonomy places the organism in Eukaryota, Viridiplantae, Streptophyta, Magnoliopsida, Myrtales, Myrtaceae. The coding region runs from base 1 to 447 and encodes 148 amino acids. Gene Ontology annotation, molecular function: DNA binding.
AUGCAUGACGUCUUCGAGCCAAGAACUAGUGGCGGCGCCGCCGUGGCCGUCAUCCGAGGACGAUUUCCAGCUCGAGUUUCCACUCGGGUUCAGAUUCGCCCCACCGACGAGGACCUCAUUCUGUAUUACUUGAAGCCCAAAAUCGCAGGCGAUCCGAUUCCGCUUGCUGACUUCUUCGCUGACGUCGAUCUCUACCAGUUUGACCCCAGAGAGCUCAUCGAGAGCCACAAGGCAGCGGGCAAAGGUGAGGACGAGUGGUACUUCUUCACCCCGAGGGACAGGAAGUAUCCGAACGGGUCGAGGCCGAAUCGUCGCACGCCCGGCGGGUUUUGGAAGGCGACCACGAAGGAUAGCGUCAUCCAGAUGGAGAACAUGACGAUCGGGUACAAGAGGCUGUUGGCCUUCUUCGAGGAGCCUCGCCAAGACGAGGCGACGGGACGGCCUUGA